Molecule: messenger RNA, 4618 nt
Organism: Chrysoperla carnea
Lineage: Eukaryota; Metazoa; Arthropoda; Insecta; Neuroptera; Chrysopidae
Gene: Msh6
Product: DNA mismatch repair protein Msh6
Exons: 6
Coding region: 121-3555 (1144 amino acids)
Biological process (GO): mismatch repair
Cellular component (GO): MutSalpha complex; nucleus
Molecular function (GO): mismatched DNA binding; ATP-dependent DNA damage sensor activity; ATP binding
Source: RefSeq, a predicted model, not a curated record
UUGAUGUAAGUUGUUGAAUAACAAAAGAAUACCGAAAUAUAAGAACAUUAAUUGACAUAAAAAAAUUUUCCCAAUUUUUAAAUAAGUGUUUAAAUUAUCUUUAAAAAUUAUUAUUUUAAAAUGUCAGCAAAAAAACAAACAAAUUUGUUUAAAUUUUUUGGAACACCAAAUAGUGCAAAAAAAUUAGAGCCUAAAACUACACCGAAAACAAAUGAUACACCAAAAUCAGCUAAAGCAGGUAGAAAACGGAUUAUUAAUGACAGCGAUAAUGAUUCUGGAUCCGAUAAUGAAUGUAUUCAAGCAACGAAAAAAUCUCGAAUUAAAACAAUUUCAAGCAGUAGCAACGAAGAUGAUUCAAAUAUUCCAUCAACUCGUAUAUCAACGCCAAAAUUAUCAACCCCAAAACAUCAAAAACCAACAACUCCAAGAACGCCUUUCUUAUCAACUCCAACAUCGUCGAAAAAAUCACUUGGUCAAUUUGGGCAAAAGAACGGUACAAAUAAUAAAGAAAAUUUGAACGAUGAAGUAUUAUCUUUACGUACGGAAUGUAUCAAAUCGAAUAAAUUACCGCAUCAAAUCGUAGCGGAUAAAAAUAACGAAUUAGAUAAUAAAGUAAUGGAUAUUGGGAUGGAUAGUGAUUUAACACCAGGAAAUCACCAAAAUUUACCAUUCCUCCAACCGGAUGCUGUUUGUGAUAAAAAUAGGAGACGACCAUUUAUAGAUCCUGAUUAUGAUCCAAAAUCAUUGUAUGUACCACCAGAUUUUUUGAAACAACAAACACCGUGUAUGAAACAAUGGUGGCAGAUAAAAAGUGAUCAUUUCGAUUGUAUUCUGUUUUUUAAAGUUGGAAAAUUCUAUGAGUUGUAUCACAUGGACGCAGUUGUUGGAGUUAAGAAACUUGGUUUAACUUAUAUGAAGGGAAAUUAUGCUCAUUGUGGAUUUCCAGAACCUUCCUAUGGUCGUAUGGCUGGAACCCUUGUCGAAAUGGGUUACAAAGUUGCACGGGUUGAACAAACUGAAACUCCAGAAAUGUUGGCAGAACGUAAUACCCAAAACACAGUGAAAAAUAAAGGUAAAGAAAAGGUAGUCCGACGUGAAGUAUGCCAGGUAACCACAAAAGGUACCAAAGUUUUUGGAGUUCAUGAUAUUGAAUCCAGUAAUUUCGAAGCAAGUUACUUGCUGGCAAUCAUCGAAACAAAUGAUUUAACAAAACGCAACUGUAUCGAAACAAGUGUUUGUAAGUACGGGGUGUGUAUUGUGGAGACAUCUUUAGGUGUUUUUCAUAUUGGGCAAUUCGAAGAUGAUCUACAUCGCUCUAAUCUGUUAUUGAUGUUAACACAUUAUCCACCUGGAUUGAUUUUGUAUCCAAGAAAUGGUAUUUCAGAUCGUACACAGAAUAUAUUUAAGACAAUGGUUCCAGCAACAGUUCAUCGUGAACGAUUGAUACCAAAUAAACAGUUUUUAACAACUUCGGAUACGAUUAAUUUCUUAUUGGAGAAUCAGUAUUUUAAUGAUUCGAGUUCAUCAAAUAACCAAUGGCCAGGUGUAUUAAAAGAUUUUUUCCAAGGUGAUAGUAUAUAUAGUACAUUUGUACCCGAUGAUGCAAAAUUAGCAGUCCAAGCUUUUGGAGCCACUUGUUGGUAUCUAAAUUAUUCAAAAUUAGAUGCACAAAUCUUAUCGAUGAAGAAUUUCAAGCAUUUUAAACUCCCUGUUAGUGAUGCCGAUGACGAUACCGAAGAAAUCUAUAACUCAAAUAUGAUUAUCGACGCCAUUACAAUGCAUCAUCUAAGAAUCUUAGACAACAAUAAUGGUCUUGUAAAGAAAUUAAAUCUUUGUAAAACCGCUUUUGGUAAGCGAUUAUUACGCUCCUGGAUCACUCAACCCUUGUGUUGCGUUGAUACUAUUCAAGAACGUUUAAAUGCUGUCGAAACCAUUCUUAAUUGUGGAACAAAUUUUAUUAAAUCGAUUCAAAAACAAUUACAGAAGUUACCCGAUUUGGAACGUUUAAUUACUCGAAUUACCGGCUUGGGCAAUAAAAAACAUGCAAAACAUCCGGAUAGUCGAGCGGUUUUCUUUGAUAAAAGCUACUCUAAAACGAAAAUUAUAGAUUUUUGUAAAUUAAUCGAUGGGUUUACAAUGAUUGUUAACGAGAUCAAUUCUGCGAUUUUAGCGGAAGUUAAUGAUUCAGAUGCGUUGUUAAAACGUUUAACCACACUCGCUUCUGACUCUUCCGACGGUGAAUAUCCCGAUUAUCGUAAAGAUAUUCAAAAAAUCCGAAGAAUGUUUGAUUGUAAGCAUGCUAUGUCCGAAGGUGUUAUGAUUCCCCCGGCACGUUUAGAUGAAGAUUAUGAUCAAAUUUUAAUCCAUAUCAAAGAUCUGGAAGAUGAUUUAGAAGAAUAUCGAAUUGAACAAUGUAAAUUACUCAAAUGUCAAAUUACAUAUUUUGGAAAUGAUAAAAAACGAUUUCAGUUAUCUGUUCCUGUACCAAAAACAAAAUCGAAUGUUCAUGUUCCUGAUGAGUAUCAAUUGGAGAGUGCUACGAAAACAGUGAAACGUUAUUCUACGGCUCGAACGAAGCAAUUGCUAGCAGCUAUGAUUGCAGCCGAAGAAAAGAAAGGAAAAAUUAUUCAGAAAUAUACGAGACGAAUUUUUGAGGAAUUCAGUAAGAGUAAUGAAAAAUGGCUCCAAGCUCUAAAAUGUAUUUCCUAUAUCGAUGUACUCUUUUCAUUUGCGGCUUUUUCAAAUGCGGAUAAUAUGUGCAAACCAGUGAUCAGGAAACCUAAUAAAAAUGAAAAUCCAUUUAUAAACAUCAUCGGUGGAAGACAUGCUUGUAUUGCCAAAGAAGACUUCAUUCCCAACGAUAUAUCAAUCGGAACAAAUGAUAUUGCAUCAUUAAUCUUACUAACCGGUCCAAACAUGGGUGGAAAAUCAACAAUCAUGCGUACAUGUGCACUUAUCACAAUUAUUGGUCAACUAGGUUGCUACGUGCCAGCCACUGAAUGUGAAUUUACAAUUGUCGAUCGUAUCUUCACAAGAAUUGGAGCUAGGGACAACAUCGAACUUGGACAUUCAACAUUCUAUGUCGAGUUAGAAGAGACCUACAGUAUUCUAAAAUACGCAAGUCGGUACUCAUUAGCGUUACUGGACGAAUUGGGUCGAGGUACAUCUACUUUUGAUGGUAUGUGCAUUGCGGACGGUGUUAUCUGGUAUUUGGCGCAAUGUCGACUUCGAACUAUUGCGUCAACACAUUAUCACCAACUGAUCGAUAAAUAUAUCGAAGAUAAUACCUACAAAAAUAUUAUUACUCUACAACAUAUGGCCUGUUUUGUGGAUAUUGAAGGUGCCUAUAAAUGUCAGAAAUAUGGAAAAAUUGUGGAUCGAAUUGUAUACUUGUAUAAAUUGACAUUAGGCGCAUGUCCGAAAAGUUUUGGAUUUAAUGUUGCACAUUCUGCGCAGCUACCGACUUCGAUUAUAAAACGUGGUCGACAGAUGGCUGAUUUAUUUGAAUCAGAAGCUCGAUUAAUUCGAGAAUUUGAUAAACUUAUUCAGUUUUAAAAUUGUUAUAAAUUUUUCUCGUAAAAUAGAAUGUUCAAUGAUUGAAAAAUCUUUAACUGAUUUUGCCAUUUCCGGAAAGAGUUUCGAAACGUCUUCGUCCGGGUUAGAAUCCCAAAUUCCGUAUUAGUACAGAAAAAUACCCCAAAAUACCUCAGUAUUAAAAAUUAUCAACCCGUACGAUUUUUCAACGUAAUAAUAAGGUGAAACAUAGUAGUUUUUAAGAAAAAAUACUUUGGAAACAAUCGUAGUGUAGGAAGUUAAUUUUAAAAAACGGAAAGGUGUCGGUCGGCUUGCAUGGACUCGUAGGAAAUCCGCCCAGGACUUACAAUGUAGCUUUUAAUGGUAUAUUUUUGAAAAAAAUUUUCUUCGCAAAUAAAUUUAAAGUUUCUGCACAAUUUGCGAAAACGACAAAAAUUAGUACUUCGGAAAUGCCGUGCGUGAUGGGUAACGAAGCAUUCUACGAAAAAAUUUAAAAAAUAAAAUACUUUUCUUCGUUAAGAAUUGCUCUACAGCAUAAUUAUUAAUCUCAAAGAUGCAUGACGUAAAAAAAAGCUGCAAUUUGAGCCUCAAACGGAUUGUCUGCAAGUCAUUCAAGCCAAGAAAAUGUCGACGAAAAACGUGAUUUUUUCGCGAUCAGCGAAAACCGUUUUAACGGAGUUUUGAACGGAUUUAACUUCAGCUAGUCUUAUUAUUUCGUUUUUAGAACCCCCUAUUUUUUCUUUUUUUAUUAAAAUUCUUUUUCAGCCUUUUUUUGCGAAAAACCGGUUAUUUGCUCCUUUUCGAUUUUUUUAAAUUAACUUCCUUUCUACACAUAGAUGUUUUUCCAAAGAAUUUUUUCUUAACACGACUAUUUUUCUCUUAAUUAUUGCGUUGAAUAACCGGGCGCGUUAAUAUUUUCUUUAAAUGGAAAUUCUCAUCCUUUACUACAUGUCGAAAUCCAAGCUAAAUAUUAUAAAAUUUUGCUUUGUGCUGUGUGUAAAACAGAUAAAAAAAUAUUUUGAUACCAGUCUUAUUUUUUAUCAUCAUAGAAAUCGUAAUCUUAUCUCGGUUUGUUUUAAAACCU